AUGUCUGAAUCUACCGUCUCUACCGUCGACAAGAAGAAAAAGGCUCCUGGUGGGCAGCUUGAGCUGCUCUGGGCCAUCCUGCCAAAACUUCCCUUGAUCGUUAAGGUCAUUCUGUUACAUGUCAUCGGCGGGUCCGAGACUUCUCGGUAUCGGGACUUAAAGAGCAAUGUGACCGUCGCGCUAAUACGGUCGUUGAUUAACCCAUCAAAAUCGAGACCUCUUUCCGAGGUCCAGGCCAUGACCUUGAAGGACCCUGGCGUCAAGGGCAGAUUGUGGGUUAGCACGGUGGCAUCUGAGCCCCCUCCCGAGCGAGGAAUCCGGGACGCCCUGUUAGCGGUCAUCGACGCUUUGAACGAGCCUGGCGCAAGAGGUACGAAGCCGUCGUUCAAGAUACCGGAGCUUGUUCCCGUCGAGGCCGAAUGGACGGGAUAUAGAGCUGCCGCAUCUAAGAACUCGAAACUCCCGGAGAUCUCGGAGGAGCAAAAGUACCGCGAAAUGAUGAAGGAGUGCAAGAAUUCAACGACGAUCUUGUACUUCCAUGGUGGGGCUUACUAUCUGUGCGAUCCGUCGACACAUAGGUUGCUGAUGAAGCGGUUGACCAAACUGACAGGUGGUCGCGCGUAUUCGGUCAGGUAUCGACUUGCACCGCAAGACCCGUUUCCAGCCGCGCUAUUGGAUGCCCUCGUCUCUUAUUUUACCCUCCUCUACCCGCCUCCUGGUUCGAUACACGAAGCUGUUGCUCCCGGUGACAUUGUAUUUGGCGGUGAUAGCGCGGGCGGCAACCUCGCUCUAGCACUCCUCCGAACGCUGUUGGAGAUCCGCCGCCAGAACCGCAAGAUCCAUUGGUUUGGCGAGGAGCGAGAAGUGCCCCUACCCGCUGGUCUUGCUAGCAUGUCCCCAUGGAUAGACAUGGUGCAGAGUCUACCUUCGUUGACUAGGAACCAAAAAUGGUGCUAUCUUCCUCCCCCAAGGCUCCUCUCGGAAGAACACAAACCGCCGGCGGAUAGCAUAUGGCCGACUGAUCCACCCCGAAAACACGUUUACGUCGACGAUGACUAUAUACUUCACCCGUUGGCUAGCUUACAAAUGGAUAACGACACCUGGGAGGGCGCCCCGCCCAUGUAUAUAUCCUGCGGCUGGGAGAGCCUCGAAGACGAGAUCAAGUAUUUCGCGUCGAAGCUCGCCAGGGAUGGCGUAACGGUGGUGUUUGAGGAGUACCAAGCGAUGCCGCACGUGUUCGAGGAGCUUCUACCCAAGCUUCCCGAGUCGCAGCGCAACCGAGAAGGCUACGCGAAUUUCGUCAAGGCUGUGUGCAAAGACCCGAAGAACAUCAAGCCGUCUUAUACGGCAAUCAAGGCGAAGACUCUAGAGGAACUGGAAAUAAAUGUGGACAAGCUGACCCCGCAUAGCGACGAGGAAGUAAGGGAGCUGGCUCGACAGAGGAUUUCGGUACAAGAAACACCUGUUGCGCCGGCUCCUGAUGUGCCAUCAAAGUUAUGA
Messenger RNA from Daldinia childiae, 1500 nucleotides. RefSeq names its product Esterase. Lineage: Eukaryota; Fungi; Ascomycota; Sordariomycetes; Xylariales; Hypoxylaceae. The record is from RefSeq and is a predicted model, not a curated record. The transcript has a single exon. Gene Ontology annotation, molecular function: hydrolase activity. The coding region runs from base 1 to 1500 and encodes 499 amino acids.